AUGCACGGAAAAUCCUCAGAAAUGAAUUUAUUAUCAGAAGCCAGAUCUUUGGCGGAGGUUUCGGAUUCCUCAUCUAACAUCGUCAACCUACGAAACAGAAAACGACAAAGCAAAACAAUUGAGUUAGUGAAAGGUGAAGCAAAUGCGAAAAGGAAAGCCAAAGAAAGAACCGCAACCAAAAAGAUUACAAAACAAAAUACUAAAAUCAAGCAACACAAAAAACGAAAACCGUCUACCACUGAAACCGAAUCCGACUCAUCACUAGAUAUCCACUUGCAAGAUGAUGAUGACGACGUGGACGAUGAAGACAGUUGGUGCGUAGGGUGUGGUGAAUUGUACAGUUGCACUAAAACGGACGUGGAUUGGAUUAAAUGUAUAAGCUGUCAACGAUGGCUGCACGAAGACUGUUCAAUAUACGAAUUCCACGUGUGA
Messenger RNA from Acanthoscelides obtectus, 432 nucleotides. NCBI's taxonomy places the organism in Eukaryota, Metazoa, Arthropoda, Insecta, Coleoptera, Chrysomelidae. The record is from the annotation of a GenBank genome assembly.